Molecule: messenger RNA, 3579 nt
Organism: Acipenser ruthenus (sterlet)
Lineage: Eukaryota; Metazoa; Chordata; Actinopteri; Acipenseriformes; Acipenseridae
Product: hemicentin-2-like
Exons: 9
Coding region: 9-2150 (713 amino acids)
Biological process (GO): axon guidance; homophilic cell-cell adhesion; dendrite self-avoidance
Cellular component (GO): plasma membrane; axon
Molecular function (GO): cell-cell adhesion mediator activity
Source: RefSeq, a predicted model, not a curated record
AGAGAAGAAUGGAAGUCUUGCUCAUCUUUACCAUUCUGCUGUUGGCACCUCAGUCUCCAGUGGUCUGUGCAGACGACAGAAUAGCAGUCAGCCCCGCUGAUGCCACAGUGCAGAUUGGGGGAAGCAUCACACUGAUCUGCUCCACUACCUGUCCCAAUGGAAAGCCAGAAUGGAAGAAAGGUCUCGACGCUCUCCCUUAUAAACCUCGCACAUCCGGGGAACUCAGCGAAAUAGAAAUCCAAGACGCUCAGACUGAACACGAAGGAACGUACAUGUGCAUGGUCAUGUGCGAGCAAAAAACAAUUCGAAAGAUACUGGCGUUAACAGUCUUCUCACUGCCGGAUCUGACCGUGCAAUGUGAUCCCAAAGAGCCGGUCUCUGGGCAGCCCUUCAGCCUCUCGUGUUCCUUGCAUGGGGUGUACCCUCCCGGCUCAGUGAAGAUGCGCUGGUUACACGGGGAGCGUGUCAUCGAAGGACCCGCCGGCGCAGAGGAAAGCGCAGACGACACGUUUUACAAUUACGAGCUCAGGACAAAACAGCAGCUUCACGCCACAACUGCAGAAUACAGAUGCGAAGCAGACCUGGUUUUACCAAACAAGCUGAUAAAAACGAAAAACCAAACCCUGCCGUUACAUUUUCAAGUUGUUCCCUCCAUGUCCACGUCGUUCCUGCGCAAGCCCCUGGGGGAGCCGGCCUCCUUCACAUGCAAGGCAGAUCCCUCCUUCAGCAUCUCCUGGGCAAAGCUAGGCAGCCAGGGAGCAUGGGGUCCUCCGGGUCACUGGAAUCUCUCUGUCAGCGCGGGCUUCUCACUGGUGCACAUAGAGGCACUGCAGCCGGGCGACAGCGGAAACUACAGCUGCAUCCUCAACAACGAAGCCACCAAAGUGGAGCUCAGCAUAACCAUUGAGGUUUCCUACGCUCCUAAGAAUACCUCACUGACCCCCUCUGAGCCCUCGGUCAAGGAAGGAGACCCCCUGACACUGACCUGCAGGGGGGACGCCAGCCCAGAGCCUCAGAUCCGCUGGACUAAACUGAACUCCACAUUACCAGACAGCUGGAGCCUCUCUACAGGCCAGGGGCAGUCCACACUGACAGCCCCCUCCCUCGCCCCCGAGCACAGCGGCAUCUACCAGUGUGAAAUCAGCAACGGCGUUGGCAGGGAGGCCCUGACCACAACGCUCGACGUGCUGUACGCUCCUAAAAAUACCUCACUGACCCCCUCUGAGCCCUCGGUCAAGGAAGGAGACCCCCUGACACUGACCUGCAGGGGGGACGCCAGCCCAGAGCCUCAGAUCCGCUGGACUAAACUGAACUCCACAUUACCAGACAGCUGGAGCCUCUCUACAGGCCAGGGGCAGUCCACACUGACAGCCCCCUCCCUCGCCCCCGAGCACAGCGGCAUCUACCAGUGUGAAAUCAGCAACAGCAUUGGCAGGGAGGCCCUGACCACAACGCUCGACGUGCUGUACGCUCCUAAGAAUACCUCACUGACCCCCUCUGAGCCCUCAGUCAAGGAAGGAGACCCCCUGACACUGACCUGCAGGGGGGACGCCAGCCCAGAGCCUCAGAUCCGCUGGACUAAACUGAACUCCACAUUACCAGACAGCUGGAGCCUCUCUACAGGCCAGGGGCAGUCCACACUGACAGCCCCCUCCCUCGCCCCCGAGCACAGCGGCACCUACCAGUGUGAAAUCAGCAACGUCGUUGGCAGGGAGGCCCUGACCACAACGCUCGACGUGCUGUACAGUCCCAGGAAUAUCGGAGCCGACUCUGGAGUCAUCACAGGGAAUAAAGGCCAGUCUCUGAAAAUCAACUGCAGCUGGGAUGCAAAUCCCAAGCCGGAUAUCCAGUGGCUCAAACUGGGCUCGGAGAAACAGGAUCACUGGGAGAUAUCAGAAUCCGGGAAGAAUUCCCAGCUGAGGAUCAAUGCCCUGGGAUCUGAUGAUCUCGGGGUUUACACCUGUCUGAUCAGAAACAAAAUGGGGGAAAUCCACAGUAACACAACAGUGAGAGCGACGGGUGAACACGGAGUGCAGACCAUGACCAUAACGAUAGCCACUGCGCUGCCCGCACUGGUCUUGUCAUUAUUUGGAGCUCUUGUGGGUCGGUUGAGAAAGAACAGACAGUCUUCACUCAGUAUAAACCCAUAAGUGAUUGCAUGCUCUUCCCCUAGUUUACCUUUGUUUCGUUGUGGCUUUUGAAGCGUAGCGGGACAAUGGUGCUGGCUACAGUAAGACACCGUGCCUUGACCUUCACCCACCCUCUCCCCCCCAUUCCUGUCUGCCAUUCACCUGAGUGGUCAGCUGGGCAGUGACUUUGUGAUGUGGACUAAUGGUGUAAUGUGGGGGGGGGGGGGGGGCUAAGUUUUGUGUUUCGUUAUCUGAGCUGUAUUUUGAAGCCAGCAGAGGUGCAAUGUGGCAGAACCCACUACUCCUCCUAACUCCCCAGCUCUGUCCUGUCCUCCAUGGAUCUCAGGACACAGGCAUCGAAACUUUCACACUCUAAUCAGCCCAGACUUCGAUCUGAUUCAGCCCACUGUGGCGAGGUAGAUUGGGCCAUCGAACUGAUAACGUCUUCACAGCUAAUCUCGGUGUAAAACUUCGGCUUGCUUUAAUAUUCUGUAUUUCCAAAGAUGUGUAAAUAUUUUAAUUGUACGCCUCUGCUUGUUGCUGUACAUAUACUGUCAUGAAGGAAUAAUGCUGCGUUCUUGCAGAACAAGUUAGUGUAUGUUACCGUCUGUGCCUUAUUUCACAAGUGCUAGAUUAAAUAUGUAUUUUCAUAUCGUUUACAUUUAUUUUUUUAACGCACCUAAUCCAAAACAUCAAAACUGCUUGGCCCGAAGCUCAAAGCUAUUGCUCAUUGCUCUCCUUUCUGAUAAUGUUGUGCCAGUAGCUUUGAGACAUUAUUUUUUACCACGUUAAGCAAUAUGUAGCAAUAUGUAUAUUUAGCAAUUUAGAGUGGUUCCGAGAAUGGGUGGUAAUCCAUCUCUUUGAGUGUCAGAUGCUUAUCAAGUCAAUAACAAAGCCUUAUCACAUUAUUCAGCAAAACACUGCAAAGACAUUUUUCUCUGGGCUAAUACUAAAGAAAACAAUAUGGUAGAUAAAAUUGAAAGAGUGUCAUUUUGAUUUUUGUUUCUUUAAAUAGGUAUCACCUAUUAGGGUUCUGCUAUAAAUCAUUAUUAAUGCAUCUGUAAAUAGUGGGAUGGUAAAAAUGACUAGCAUUAAUAUUGACUGUAGCUGUACAGGGUUUUAAAACAUACACUAUUGCACUAUAACAUAUACCUAGGGCUUCUUUUUUUCGGGUUUUAUUAAUUUAAUUUUUCAAUGCUUAUUUUUUAGCUAUUUUCGAGUUUUAUGUCAAAACUCGGGGCUUUCGCUUUUUAUAUACUGUAUGAAAUUAUUGUUUUCGGUUACUUUCCAAAACCUGGAUGCGUUUUUUUCUGUCAAAAUGUGGAUAGUAGUGACUGGACAGUACCUUCUUUGUCCCUUCUUUCCUUCGCUGUCUUCCACAACGAAAUCCUUCUGGUCACGGGCACAUUCUUCUGGGGUUUUUGUGUGUUUAGGCAUUUUGCAAUUCUGU